AUGAAAUUCACGGUGUGGCAGGUGACUUCAUGCCUGUGGGCGGUGAAGCUGUUGUACUCAGUCACCGAAGGUGUUCGCACAGAUUGGCAAGCUGAAAAGACAAGCGCCAACCACAUCAGUUGCCUAACGAACGCAACUGUGACGCUGGACGCAGAUUCAGACUGGUUUUCGACAAGCCAUUCAGAGUUCGACUUUCCUUCUCUGAUCCUUGAUGACCCCGGCUUCAGCUAUUUCCGAUCCUUAGAAUUUUUCCUCGCGCAUGACGCGUUCUGUGGCCAGCCGCUUACGGAGGUUACCUUACCGAGGGUGGCCAAAUCCCUGGACGUGAAGAAGGCCCAGCUCAGGCAGCGCCUCAAGGUCAAGCAGCUUCAACAGGGGCUCAAGUCAAUAUCUAAAACGGACGAGACAUUUCUCCGGCAGGAGUUGAAGAUGUUUGCCCAGGCUGAGGAUGCACAUGUCGCUCCAGCUGUAGAGCUUCAUAUGUUCCCUUCGGAUAUGCAAAAUCUCAAGGCUCCGUGGAGAGUGUUGCUCAUACCUCGAGCCAAGGAAGUUUUUGGGCAAAGGCUUUUCUUGUGCCAGCAAGCAACGCAACAGGAACCAUGCAUUGCAGAGCUGCAGUUUGAGCCGUUGCCUUUCCGACUGCAGACAUGGUUUGGCUACUGGGAUUCUUAUCUGGAUACCCAUAGAUCUACACCAAACUCAGUUCUUCUGCUGGCCGAAAUAGGCUUGGUGACAGGCGUCGCGGCUUUUGCCACAAGCGUGGUGGUCAUCACCGUGAUCUGGUGGGGCCUGGGCCACUCAAAGGACAAGUCUGAUUUGGCAGCGGAGUUUUUGCAGGCAGAAUAUCCCAAGCAGUACCGCUUGAUCCAGCAUGCUUGUCCAACUCCCGAUGCUGAUUGUAAGGGUGGACAGCAACCCCUAGAGGCAGGUACGGAAGUGGAGGUUCUCGAGGUGAAAAUUGACCAGCGAUGCUCUGGACUCAGCGCCGUCGCCUGCGGAGACUGGGAGGAGCUUCUCCGCAGGCUACGCGGGCGGUCGGGAACUGCGGUUUGGGGCCGCAUAGAGUCGUGCGAUCAGCAGAGUUGGCUGAUGCUGUGUGAUAUAGAUGCUGGGCUGGUGAAGGUCAUUGAGAGCCAGGUGCAACUCGACGCAAAAUAUCGGGCACUGCCCAUCCUGGUCCCGUCAUAUUCCACGUUCAUCGGCGAGACCUUAGUUUUGCUAACGUCUUUCUUAUCUUCUGUCUGGUGUGUGGUGGAGACAGUUGGCAGAGUUUCGGCUCUUGUGCUGGUGUUGCAGCUUUACUUGAUACACAGCUUCGUCCUGAAGCAGCGCAGAGACAUGGUUUCGCUGGGGUUGGAGUACGAGAAUUUGCUGCAGACGCGUGGAAUGUUGCUCCAGCUUCCAGAGAGGUACACAGAAUCGCGCAUAGUCUAUUGUCUAAUGUCUUCAGCGGUGGUGCAAGUUGCCCUGUAUGUGUUCGGACAGUGGCGUGCAGCACUGAACUUCAUCGUCAGCUUCCUUGUGUUUGUUGCGCUGCAUGUUCAAGCUGUCCGGACAGUCAUUUCGGGACUUGGUUGCUGGAGAACCCCCCAGAUGGAAGUGAGUGAGUUUCAUGCUUUCCGAACUCAGCAGCUGGAAAGAACUUUGGAGAGACCAGCGAAGCUCUCUGUCGACACAGCGAGGAGGUGGCUAGCAUUUCAGUGCGUCACAGUGCUCUUCCUGUUUGUGGGCAUGAUGGUCCCAGCCUGA
Molecule: messenger RNA, 1749 nt
Organism: Symbiodinium sp. CCMP2592
Lineage: Eukaryota; Dinophyceae; Suessiales; Symbiodiniaceae
Source: the annotation of a GenBank genome assembly